GAGUAUUUUUAAAAACUAUGCGCUCUGCUGCAUGCCUGCCUCUGGGAGUGGAGCUCAUGUGCCGUUUGGCAGACAAAAGGCAGGAGGGCAAACAUUAGCAGGGUUCUCUCAUAGCUGAAAACACAGAAGGUCAAACAAGGGAAAAAAUGGAAAAGCCUGGAAACUCCUGGAAAGGGCUGGUAUCAGAGCUCCAGCUGGAAAGGUUUCAGGUGAUAGCAGCAGAGCUGAAGGCGUCCGGCAGAUUCCUCCUCAGACCUCUGGAGGCAGUUCUGGAGUUGGUCACUGACUUAUUAGCCAAGAUUUUAGGAACCAACCUGGUCCGAAGACAUUUCCACCUGGUGCUGUCUGGACUGGUCCUGUUUGGACCUUUGCUGAGUUUCUGGGUAUCCAAGUACAACAUCUUUGCGAACAGCAACCACUUCCUGUACAGGAAGUUCCUCAGAUCCACUUGGGGCUGGACCUGCAUCCUCACAGGCUCCUUCGUCCUCCUCCUCUCCUUUUCUGCUCGUCGAUCCGUCCCACUCUCCCUCCGCCACUUCUCCCGGAUCGGGCUUACAGGUUUGAUCUGGUGGGGGGCUCGACGCCUCCUCACCCUGCUGGAGGACGCAGCAGGAAGCUGCUAUGAACCCAUGCCCCCCGCCCAGGAUGUCCAGAGCUCUGCUGUGGCAGCACAGCCUCCGCUGCUCCUGCUGCAUGAGGAUCUAACCAAAGCCUCCUGCCUCAAAGGGAAUUUACUGUGGCGGGGUUAUGAGGUGUCCCAGGAUGUGCUCAUUCUCUGUCUGUGCUGCUUGCUGCUCCUGGAGGAGAUCUCCGUCUUCAGCCGACACUUAUCCCAGCAGAGGUCACCUGGAGCCCCGAUAAAAGUCCUCUUCCUGCUCUGUGUGGUACUGCUCAUCCUGUGGAUGUUCUUGCUUCUCUGUGUGCUCUCAAACUUCCCCAACUGGCCGUCCCAGCAGCUGGGAGGAGCGCUGGGCUACCUCGGCUGGAGAGGACUCUAUCAGGGAUGGUACCGGCUGAAACCCAGGUGGUGCUGCCCUGGCUUACCGGGAGAAGAACUUUUUGAAAAGGAGCCCAAACGCCUUUGAUGGAAGUUUUCAAAGUAAGACGUGCCAGACAUACAAGAGAGAUUAUGUUGCUUUAUUUUGUAAUCCAAACCAAAAUGCUAGCGCAGUGAGAAAAUGAAAACCUUCUUGUCAAUGUCAUACUACACUUGUUGUGUAAAAGCCAGUCUCAGUAGAUGAGAGCUUUCCCAUCUCCUCUGGGCCUCUUAAUCUUGUCGUAGUUCUUCUUAAUGAUGUCAAACAGCACAGCCUGGAGACAGAAACACAGUUAGAUCAAGAAAUAACUAAAAGAUAGGUGGGCAAGAGUGACGCUCAGGCACUAGAGCCGCUAUUCAACAGCCCCUCUCAUCAGAUACGGGAGCAUCAAACGCAGGAGGACAAUGGCCAAAGAGACAAUGUGAUUAAUGGACUGCACGCUGGGCCCCAAUCAGUUUAAAACAACCAGGGCAAUUAGCUUAAUUACUCUCCUAUUAGGCAGAAAUAGAGCCUGCUGCUGGGGCUUGAAACAAAAUGCACAGCGGAUGCUGAGCCAGAUGACAAUCAGUCUUACAUAUAUGUUGCGGAUCUCCAAGAUGAUAAGGCGGAGCUCGCAGUACUGGUACUGGUCCAGCUCGUGAACCAGCUGUCUGUAGUCGCCCUGCGGCAGAAGGUCCACAAGUUUAGAGGCAGGAACGGUGAUGCUGCAGCACUCGACCUUGCAAGUACACAACAAAUACGCACCACGUGGGGUUGUUUGGAGGCCUUGGCAACGGCGUCACCUCUCUCACUGUAAUAUCUGGGAAAAAAGGAAACAAUUUGACUCAAUUUCUAUGGUCUUUUGUUCAUUUUCAGGCAAGUUUAUAAACCUAAAUAUAAGAAUAGGUGAGGAAAACAAACUCAGCAUCAUUUUCUCUUUAUCAGUUAAAUGUAUGUUAAAAACUAGGAAGCAUCCAGCUCUUACUUUGAAAUCUGAGUCUGCAUUGCCUCGAUCUUGGUGCGUGUGCUGGUCAGCAGCUCAAACACUUUCUCCUGUGUCAGGAAAAUAUUACAACACAUUUUGAUGUUUCCAGCAACGUUCUGUAACAUUAAACCUUUAACACCAGAGCUCCAGUGUUUAUCUUCUUUGAUUUACUGUAAUGAUCAACAUUAUUCCAGUAAAUUCUAAAGGAGAAAAGCGGCUCACAUGCUUUCACCCACCUGUACAGCCACUCCAAAGUUGUUGCCGUCCUCAAUUCUAGGGAUUUGGAGCUGCACCCACAUUGACACCUUUUGGUAAAAAAAAA
Molecule: messenger RNA, 2323 nt
Organism: Oryzias melastigma (Indian medaka)
Lineage: Eukaryota; Metazoa; Chordata; Actinopteri; Beloniformes; Adrianichthyidae
Product: fat storage-inducing transmembrane protein 1
Exons: 2
Coding region: 147-1085 (312 amino acids)
Biological process (GO): lipid storage; phospholipid biosynthetic process; lipid droplet organization
Cellular component (GO): endoplasmic reticulum membrane
Source: RefSeq, a predicted model, not a curated record